Molecule: messenger RNA, 2330 nt
Organism: Carica papaya (papaya)
Lineage: Eukaryota; Viridiplantae; Streptophyta; Magnoliopsida; Brassicales; Caricaceae
Source: RefSeq, a predicted model, not a curated record
CCCCCUCCCCCUCCCCCUCCAUCUCCAUCUGGACCAUCUACCGGUCUUGACCCCUAAUUAUUUUACAUGCCCCGCACCAAAACCCUAAUCAUCUAGAAAAUCUACUGUACUUGCCAACACCAGGAGCCAUUGGAUCCCUUUGUUAAUCUAUGAGAACUUAGUUUUCUCUAUUUUACUCCACAUCUUCUAUCGUUACAGUCUUUAGCUCCUCUAUUAGUCAUGGACGCUCAACGAGCUCUGCUUGACGAACUCAUGGGUGCUGCUCGUAAUUUGACCGAGGAAGAGAGAAGGGGAUACAAGGAAAUCAAAUGGGAUGAUAAGGAGGUCUGCGGAUUCUAUAUGGUUAGAUUUUGUCCUCAUGACCUCUUUGUUAACACUCGCAGCGAUCUCGGGCCAUGUCCCAGAAUUCAUGAUCAGAAGUUGAAAGAAAGUUUUGAGAAGUCACCCAGACAUGAUGCCUAUGUGCCCAAAUUUGAAGCUGAACUUGCUCAAUUUUGCGAGAAAUUGGUGAUGGACCUAGAUAGAAGAGUCAGGCGUGGGCGAGAACGGCUUGCACAAGAGGUAGAACCUGCACCGUCCACUCCACUGUCAGCUGAAAAGACUGAACAACUAUCUGUGUUGGAAGAGAAAAUAAAGAACCUUCUAGAACAAGUAGAAGCCCUUGGUGAAACUGGCAAAGUGGAUGAAGCUGAAGCAUUGAUGAGGAAGGUGGAGGCACUUAAUACUGAGAAAACGGCCUUGAUUCAGCCACAAAAUGACAAGGUAUUGAUGCUUGCUCAGGAGAAAAAGAUGGCUCUAUGUGAGAUAUGUGGUUCUUUUCUUGUGGCAAAUGAUGCUGCAGAGAGGACUCAGUCUCAUGUCACUGGGAAGCAGCAUGUGGGUUAUGGAAUGGUACGCGAUUUUAUCAAUGAGUACAAGUUAGAACGUGAUCGGGAUCGUGAAAGGUCUCGUGACUGGAAUGGCAGGGGUCGAGAUGGGGGAAGGGAUUGGAGAUCCAGAAAUGGAAGAGAUGGAGGUAGAGAUAGGUACCGUCAUCGCAGUAGGUCACGUUCUCCUAGUAGGCAUGGUAACAGGAGGUCUUCUAGAAGUCCAGCUCACCAAUAUUAGUGGAUUGUGUAGAUAGAUGACUGAGCUUUGAAAUUAAUGAGCUUUGUUGAGACUAUACAAUCUCCUUUCAUCAAUAUUUUAGAGGAGAGAAGGGUUGAGGUAGGUAAAAUACAUAUUGUUGUAACUCCUUUUUGUGAUCUAACUAGGAAUUGGUUCGACUGCAUUUUUUUUUCUCGAGUCCUUUCUGAAACAUCAUUAUUCGAAGUCCCUCCUAUUUUUAAGUUUCUCAAGUGUUUGAGAGUACAGAAUUCAGAAUCAAAAUAUUUGCUUGAGUGACACUGCUGCCAAGAGGAUUGGUGAUUUUUUCAGUUUUGAGGUAACAUAUCAUACUCAUUUUUGUCAUCUCCAUGUCAUAGAUUGACUUAUUGCCUUUGAUUGCUUAUCCUUCCCCAAUUGAAUGUAUUAUAUGUUGAAUAAGGUAUCUAUAAGCAUUAAGAAUACAGGAAGUUGGGAGGUCAGGAUUGCACUACUUUUUUCAUUUCCAUCUCCAUAUGAGAAGUGCAUUUCCUCUUUACAGAGUCGGGUAUUCUGAAGCUGAAAUUCCACGUGUAUAUAACCACUUUGUCGUUGCAGAGUGAAAUUCAUGGCUUCUUGCCUCCCCAAAUAACACUUAUAGUUUCUUUAGCAGAAGCAUUGGUACCACUUGCAUGAAAAUCACUUAAAGUGGUCCGGGAUAACACUGGACUUGCAAAAUACUGCUGCUGGGAGGGAGGUAACUGAAAUCAAUCAUGUAGUAAUUAGAAUAUGUUUAUUUCAGUUUGCAGGGAAGGCAGGUGUUCUUGAUGGGUAUGUUGUUGCAGCUGGUUAUGCAUGACAUGACAUGCUAAAAGGAAGGGUUCGUGCAGGGAAUAAACUUUUUAGUGAACUAAAUGCUGCCCAUGGAACACGAAUUAGGUUGAAAGAACAUGCAAAUUGAGGGAGGUAAAUUUCUAGAAGCUAUGCGAGAUUGGCAAUUGAAAAUAAUCUGUUUGCCUUGUGGUUCUUUUAGGUACUCAAGUCAAAAUAUGAAGUUUUAGGUUAAGUGUACCAGAUUUGAUAGGCCAAUUGUUUGACUAGCGAUAAUGAUUAAGAUGACUGAAAGUGAUUAUGCAAGAACUGCAGAUGACCCUAGCUGAGUAGAAUGAGAAUGCUAAUGUUUCGGAGGGUCUCAUUGCCUUGAAGCAAAACAGCCCGGAGAUUGUAAAUCUAUAACGAAUCGGGUCUUAAUUAUUUCAAAACUAAAA